AUGUCAGAGAAUAAUCCCGAUGGAGGUCAGAGUGAUGAUGUUUUCUUGCUAGAGGAUAAACUAUCCAAAAUCAGAAAUCAGAUCAACUCCAAACUUGACAAUCAAAAGCAUUUAGCGAUUAUUUUAUCAGCGGUUGAGGAGAAUAUCGAUGAACAAAAGAAUGAAAAGACACCGGUGGCAUACUUUGUCUCGUUUUUGUCAUUGCUUGACCAGUGUAUCCAGAAUGAUCAAAUAGUUGACAAGAACUUGGCUGCGACCACUGCCUAUUUUCUCGAUAUUAUAUUUCCAUUUACACCGAAACCAUUAUUGAAACAAAAAUUUAUUGAGAUUUUACUCAAGUUGUCACAACCAUUGAAUGUUGAAGCAGAGGCUCCGCUUGUGAGGUCGACUAUUGGGGCUAUCGAAAGCUUGCUUUUAGCUCAAGAUAGUGCUCGGUGGUUGACAAAGGGGGCCAUUUCACCAAAUAGGGCGUUUAUGGCACUUAUUGAAUUAUCAUUUGAUCCAAGACCCAAAGUGAGAAGAAGAGCUCAAGAUGCAGUAAGGAAUAUAUUGACCAACCCGCCACCAAGUCCAAGUCCAAUACAUGUUGCCGCUGUGGGCGCCUCUGAUGCCUCCUUGAAACAGCUCAUUAUACUUUUAUCAAAAUAUAGACAGCAGAGAAAGAAUAAUGCCAAUAAGGAACUCAAUUCACAAAUUAUUCAUUGUUUGCAACUUAUAACGAUUAUAACCUCGGCCAAUUCCUGGCCAGUAAAGAAUAUUGAAAGUUUAUGUGAUUCGCUUUUGGAAAUCUCGAAAACUUCGGAUCAAUUCUUGGUUGCUGCAGCUUUUGAAGCAUUUGAAGGAUUAUUCAAGUCAAUGACUGAUGUGAUUGAUGUUGAGAAGUUUACCAAGGUGUUGAAUAUCAUAUUUGAUUUGAAACCUAAUGUUAAUGAUGCACAUUUGAGUAUUUCUUGGUUGACUGUUGUUGCAAAAGCUUUGGAGAGCUUUAGUGUUUUAUCACCGUUUGAAUGUAUACAAAAGUUACCUCAAGUUUUGCCUGCAGUUAGCGAGUUUUUAGGCGCUGAUUCUCAAAAUAUUUACUCGAGCGCGGCUCACUGUUUGACAGCAAUUAUUUCACAAACCAUUCCUGAAAAGUAUCUUUUGCGUCCAGACAGUGAAUUUGGAAUUACCCCGCAGAUUUACGAGUCCGUUGAUGAGACAAUCACUCUGAUUGCGGAGCUUAUUGAAAAAGAACUACUUUCGAUAAAGUAUCAACACGCUACUGGCGAAAUUCUAAAAUUUGUUGCUGUCACCGUUAAAAAACUUCACUCUCGAGCUAACCCUGAUUUCCUAAAUAUUUUGGAAAUUGUUGGUAAUUGGAGAACAAAUGAGACUGAUAAUUUCCCUCAUAACAAGGAAGCUGAAGAAUUUAUUGCUGCAUGUGUUUCAUCCAUGGGACCAGAAGCUGUUUUGGGUGUUUUGCCAUUAAACUUGACCAAUGAAGGAAAUGGACCUGGUAGAGCCUGGAUGUUGCCUAUACUUAGAGACAAUAUCCAUUCUGCUGAAUUGGAAUAUUUCAAGAGGGAAAUUUUGCCAAUUGUUGAUUUCUUUGAAGCAAAGAUUGGAGCUUCUGGUAACAAAGAGUCAAUGAAUGCAAAAGUUUUCCAAACAAUUAUUGAUCAAGUUUGGUCAUUGUUGCCGCGUUUUUGUGACUUGCCCAAGGACCUUAGGCUCGCAUUUGAUGAGAGUUUUGCAACAAAAUUAUCUGAUUUGAUGUUUGCCAAUGUUGACUUAAGAACACCGAUUUGUCAUGCUUGGAGGUUGCUUGUUCAAACCAAUAUCGCUUAUCGUGAUGGAGGGGAAAGUGAAGAUUUAUUGUUGCAACAAGAUUUCCCUAGAUUUGAGGCUACCAAAAGCAUUGAAUAUCUUAGCUCGAUGGCAUCCAAUAUUUUGACAGUUUUGUUCAAUGUAUUUACAUACACUAUGCCCGAGUCGAGAGGCUUUGUUUUGGAGACUAUUGAAGCGUAUUUGCAAAUUGUGCCCCCUCAAGAAUUAGCUGCAACGUUCGAUAAAGUUUGUGCCAUGUUGAAGAAUGCUUUGGAUGAAGAGGAGGCGCAAAAAGCCAAAACCAAUGAUUCCAUUCCCGAUACCAGUGUCACUAUGAUGGAUUUAAUUGUUGCUAUGGCAAAGUACGUGCCUGAAACAUCACACAAUGCCCUUUUCUCCAUAUUUGUCACGACUGUACCAUUAGAAGCAAAGCCAUUGCUUCAAAAGAGAUCCUAUCGAAUAAUUUCAAAAUUGUGUGAGUCAGAAAAGGGCAAGUUGUCAAUUUCAAAAUACAUUGGAGAAGUUGAGAACAAGAUAAUUGAGACAACUGAAGUGACUAAUCAAGCAGCAAGACCAGCACGAUUAAGUGCAAUCUUGUUGAUUUUGGAGAUUCUUCCAUCUUCAGACUUGUACUUUAUUCCAUCCAUCUUGCAAGAGAUUAUUAUUGCUACAAAAGACGUCAAUGAAAGAUCAAGAGGCUUAUCGUAUCAGAUAUUGAUCAAGAUGGGUCACAAAAUGGGUGAAGGUGGGUUGAUUGAUAAUGCAAGAGUUCCUGGAUUUGAUCCUUCCGCAGCGCCAUCAGAAGCCUCACUAACUGAAUAUUUCACAAUGGUAAGUGCUGGUUUAGCAGCUCAAAGUGCCCAUAUGAUUUCUGCAACAAUAACAGCUAUUUCAUGCUUAGUGUUUGAAUUCAAAGAUCAAUUGCCUUCGGAAACCCUUUUCGAAAUUUCAUCAACGGUUGAGUUGUUUUUGACUCACAAUUCUAGGGAGAUUGCUAAAUCUGCAAUUGGAUUCGUCAAAGUAGAAAUCUUGUCGUUGCCAGAGGAGAUGGUGAGAAACAAUUUGAGUGAGUUAUUGAGCAAAUUGAUGAAAUGGUCGCAUGAACACAAGGGCCAUUUCAAAAGUAAAGUUAAACAUAUCAUCGAAAGACUUAUAAGAAAGUUUGGAGUAGAGGAAGUUGAAAAUGCCAUACCUGAGGAGGACAAAAAGUUGGUUGCCAACAUCAAAAAGACUAGAAACAGAGCCAAAAGAAAGCAAGAGAUUAGCCCUGAGUUGCAAGCAGCUGCCAACCCAUCAUCCAGCACCAAAAAAUUCGUCUCUGCUUACGAAGAAGCACUUUAUGAUUCCGAUGUGUCAGAUGAAGAAGAAGUGGAUAUUUAUGACGAGGAUGCCCAAAGGGCCAAAAAGGGAAAGAAAUCCAAUCAAUUUAUCUUGGAAACGGGAGAUGAACCACUCAACUUGUUGGAUCGUCAAUCUUUGGCGCAUAUUUCAUCCUCCAAACCAAAGAAACUUACCAAAUCGGAACUUAGAUCAAAGACUGAUGAAUUCAAAACCAAGAAUGGAAAAUUGGUUUUCACCGAAGGUAGUGGCGACAAUGAAGAUCCAUUUGCCAACAAAGGUUCCGGUAUAGAUGCAUACUUGGAUGCAGUCAAGCAAGCACCAGUAAGGGGUCAAAAGAAUAAAUUAAAGUUUAAAAAGACAAAAGGUGAUGAUGAUGGUGAGACUUGGUCAGAUGACGAAGAGGAAAAUAAAAAGCCGGUGACAAAGAAAUCAAAGGUUCUUGGAAAGUCAAAGAUAUCAAAGCCGAGUAAACAAAGAUUCAAAGCUCAUAAGAAGCUCUAG
This is a messenger RNA of Lodderomyces parapsilosis, 3648 nucleotides long. Its product is annotated as mRNA-binding protein. Lineage: Eukaryota; Fungi; Ascomycota; Pichiomycetes; Serinales; Debaryomycetaceae. The transcript has a single exon. Bases 1 to 3648 code for a protein of 1215 amino acids. The record is from RefSeq and is a predicted model, not a curated record.